GAAGGAGCCUGAACUUUCCCCUCUGGAGUGAGAAGAAGAAGAAGGAGGGAGGGAGGGAGAGAGAGUGUGAGAUGGAGGGGGCGGGUAGCACGCGGCUGGGGCGGUCGUCCACACGAUACGUGUCGACGACGGUGUUCAGCGGCCCGGUCAGGAAGUGGAAGAAGCAGUGGGUGGAGAUAUCCCCUCCCUCCGCCGCCAACAACAACAACAGCAGUAGCAACAACCACAAUCACGGCCACAACCCACCUUCCUCCUCCCUCCAUAACUCCUCUACCUCCGCCUCCUCUUCCUCACACCUCCUUCUUUACAAAUGGACCCCCGCGACCGCCUCCAGCAAUGGCGCCACCGCCAAUGGCACGGCCACCGCGAGCAACGGGAACAAGGACGAUUCUUCUCCCACGCCCUCCGAGGAGCCUCCCCGCCGGAAAUUCCGUUAUAUUCCGAUUGUUGCAUUGGAGGAGGAGGAACAGAAGAAAGAGGCUUCAUCGGAGGUUGAUGAAGAAACAAGGCAGAACGACGGGAAUUCUACCGAAGGGAACAAAGGCGACGGAGAUACGGCGCCCAAUUCCACCGAUCUGGAGAUGGAAGACUCUCAGGCAGCUGAGGACUCUUCAGUAAAAAGGGAAGUGAGCGAGACAAGCUUGGACUUGAAUUUGGGUCUGAAAGCAGGAUCUGCUGGUAAAAGGUCUAAUGACAAUGAACAUGGUGCUGAUUCAAAAAUGGCUGAUUAAGUGAUGAUGGAAUUGAGCAUUCCCCACAUCAAUUCAUUUCUGUUGUGGAGAACAAAGCAAGGUGCAGAAUCAUUAAGAACAAGAAAAAAGGAGCGGUUAAGAUGAAGUAUUAAUGCAACAGAAGUGGAGCAAGAGUCUGCACACGAUUAAUCUGUAUUCUCUGAUACUUUUCGUCAUAAUAACUUGGCAGGAUCAGAGAAACUGCUUACCGAUUCAUCAUUACAUUUCAUUCCACUCACCUACAUUGACACUGGGUAAGAAUUGUUUGGCACGAUUUCCUGAGUGCUAGAACACUAGACUUAAGUUUAAGCGCUGCCAUUCUUGGCUUGUACAAGUAUUGAGAUCAUAUCCCCAUUGUGAAUGCUAAUUUGGCCAUUUACAACUUUGUUGCUUCCAA
Messenger RNA from Nymphaea colorata (pocket water lily), 1128 nucleotides. RefSeq lists its product as uncharacterized. The record is from RefSeq and is a predicted model, not a curated record. NCBI's taxonomy places the organism in Eukaryota, Viridiplantae, Streptophyta, Magnoliopsida, Nymphaeales, Nymphaeaceae. The transcript has 3 exons. Bases 72 to 731 code for a protein of 219 amino acids.